GGCACCAAAAAGCACAGUUACACAUACCAAGCUCACACGCUCACAGAAAAUGGCAGAGGAGCCCGCCCCGGAACCCGGAUCCGGUUCCGGAAGCUUCUCCUCCGCCGUCAACGGUGGCAAGUCCAUAGAGGAAUGCCAAGACAUGAUCCGACGGAGCCUGCGAAGUCCAAUGGUGAAGUUUCUGAGGGAGCACUUGGAGAAGGCUGGGUGCGUGGUUGGGGACAACUUCAUCAAGGCCGUCCAUUGCAAAAAGCUGAUCAGCGGCGGUUACGUUCGCGGUGAAGGGAUUAUGGUGUGUAGUAAUCACAUGAGCAUUCAAGAUGAGGUCAACCAAGUGGUGAUACAUGAGCUAAUUCAUGCUUAUGAUGACUGUCGUGCUGCAAACCUGGAUUGGGCUAAUUGUGCUCACCAUGCUUGUAGUGAGAUUCGGGCUGGUCAUCUGAGUGGUGAUUGCCACUACAAACGGGAAUUGCUGCGGGGUUUUAUGAAGAUACGAGGCCAUGAACAAGAGUGUGUGAGAAGAAGAGUCUUGAAAUCGGUGAUUGCUAACCCUUACUGCUCAGAAGCAGCUGCAAAGGAUGCCAUGGAAGCUGUCUGGGAUGUUUGUUACAAUGAUACGCAGCCCUUUGACAGAGCUCCCUGAAACAUGAUAAUCACUACUUGCCAAUACCAAACCAGCUGUCCCCUUCCAUUUUUCUUAUAGGAAGGGUGUUGCUGCAGAUACUGGCUUCGAAGAGAGUAAUAUGCCUUUAUUUUUUAAGUUGAUAUGACAUAAGUCAAUCAGAAAGUUCAUCUUAUUUAAUUUUUUUCCCAUUGUCUCUGAGAUAUAACUGCAUAAAGACAAUUUUACAAUUUUUGAAUGUGAUGCUGAUUGAUGUUAUUCUCGAAGAAAAAUUUAAGAAAUAAGAAUUCAUUUUUAUUACUGUUGCAUUUUUCAAUCAGACAACAUGUUAUAAUGAUUGCAUUUUUGUUAUAAUGCUGAUGGAAUGCUUCUGUCAUUCAAGCAAUGCAUGUUAUAAUGAUUGGGAUGUGCAUACUGAGCAUGUUUUGCUGAUAUUGACUCCAUAAGAAAAUCUGCUUUCUCCUCCUUGCGAAAUUAAACAAGUAACUUUCAGUUAUUUACAAUUCUGCUCUUGUUUGAAACCAUCUCCUGAAUUGCAUUAUUGACCUGAUUCAGGAGAUAGUUUCUAUGUGUCUGUGCAUUUUGAAGUAACAACUGCCUCAGUUGUUGUUGCUGGGGGGAAGUCAUUAUUCAUAAAAGAAUAGCUUAUACUUGGGCAUGAGAAGGCAAAUUUAGCUGAUAAAAUGUUGGGUGGAACAAAGUCUGCCAAUUUCACAGAGAUGAUUGUGCUGUACCAUUGAGAUGCCAAAGAAAAAUUUUCGGGCAGAGAUACAUAGAAAUUUCAAUAGACAUGAUAGCUGCAGAUUUGAAAUGAACUUUUCUUCAUGUGUGCUUGCUUUCAUUUGUGUGGUUGCCAUUCGAACCAUCUAGCUGAUUGGCUGGCUGACUGGCUACUGAUCCUAGUCUUCAGUCUACAAUGUAAAUGGCUCCAGUUUAUUUCAAGAUUGUGAACCAUGUGGUGAUAUCCACAUAACUUUAUUCUUUUUAAUAGUUGAUACUCGUAGAAAGAACAAAAGGAAACACUCGACAUGUUAGACCCAUAAGCCCAAAGAGUUGUUCUUUUUAGAAUACCACGUUAACUAGAUUCACCUAAGAUCCAUUUUUCAUUAUUUAAGUGCAUUUUUGUUCUUUUCUUUAUUUUAUUUUCAUUAGUGGGUCCUUUCGUAGUCUUAUCCCCUUCAUAAAGGGAUAGUUGGUACGGAUGUAGCAGAGUAAGAAGUGUUUUAUAGCAUAUAGAAAGUUGGAAGGAGGGGAGAGUAUGGAGAAGAAUUAACAUGAAGGUAGGUUUGGUGCUUAGGAUGAUUAUUGUCCUCCUCUUUCUCGGUCAAUACCACACAGUUGCUGCUAGGCCACAUAUCUCAGGUAGAAAUAGAUUGCUCUUAUGCAUUGGUUUUCCUAUAUGCAUUAAGCUUAGCACUACAUUGGUUAGUUUGCAGGUGUGGAGAGGUUACACGAUCAUCAUCAGCAAAUGGGAGUAAAACAAGUAAAUGUGCAAGAGCCGGUGCCUCAGUGGUGGUCGGAGGAUUAUUCUCUACCUCACAGGCAGCGGCCUGUGCACAAUAAGCUGGACCCCUGAGUGAGGCAGCUUCCCUCAUGUUUCCUCUGCCGAGCGUUCUGUUUGUACUUGUAGUGACUAGUUAUUUAGCUGUUAGUGUUUUAGAUCUUUUUGUACUAGCUUCUGUUAGCACUACUAUGAGUAAAGCAAUCGAUGAAAAUUCCACAUAAUUCCACCAGUUUCAAAUGGUCUCUGUUCCGUGCAAUUGAACACAUUCAAGAAGUUUCAUAAGAAUGUCACUUUACUUUUCAGUAU
Corylus avellana is the source of this 2432-nucleotide messenger RNA. Its product is annotated as Ku70-binding family protein. Lineage: Eukaryota; Viridiplantae; Streptophyta; Magnoliopsida; Fagales; Betulaceae. Gene Ontology annotation, biological process: mitochondrial protein processing; mitochondrial proton-transporting ATP synthase complex assembly. The record is from RefSeq and is a predicted model, not a curated record. Gene Ontology annotation, molecular function: metalloendopeptidase activity.